This is a messenger RNA of Colius striatus (speckled mousebird), 502 nucleotides long. RefSeq names its product anaphase promoting complex subunit 15 (gene ANAPC15). Gene Ontology annotation, biological process: regulation of mitotic cell cycle spindle assembly checkpoint. The record is from RefSeq and is a predicted model, not a curated record. Bases 94 to 471 code for a protein of 125 amino acids. The transcript has 4 exons. Gene Ontology annotation, cellular component: anaphase-promoting complex. Lineage: Eukaryota; Metazoa; Chordata; Aves; Coliiformes; Coliidae.
GGUCUCGGGUUCUGCUUCCGGGUCAGCGGCCGCGGCGGCUCCCGGUGCCGCCCCCUCACGCCGGGGGUCGCGGAGCCCCCCCGGAGCCCGGCCAUGGCCACGCUGUUCCCGUCGCUGCUGCCCCGCGUCACCGAGGCGCUCUGGUUCAACCUCGACCGGCCCUGCGUGGACGAGACCGAGCUGCAGCAGCAGGAGCAGCAGCACCAGGCCUGGCUGCAGAGCAUCGCUGAGAAGGACAACAACCUGGUGCCCAUCGGGAAACCGGCCUCUGAGCACUACGAUGAGGAGGAGGAGGAGGACGAUGAGGAUGAUGAGGACAGCGAGGAGGACUCGGAGGAUGACGAGGACAUGCAGGACAUGGAUGAGAUGAACGACUACAACGAGUCCCCUGACGAUGGGGAGAUCAAUGAGGGUGUUUCUCUUGCCAGGUGGAUAUGGAGGGGGCAGAGCAGGAUCAGGACCAGUGGAUGAUCUGAGCCCUGGGGCUGUGCCAGGGGCAGGG